AUGUCAUUACUUUUCUUUUGUUUAUAUUUUCUUUUUUCUCUAUUUAUCCAUCUUUGCCUCAUCGCAUUAUUUCUAUCGGCUUAUAUUUCCUUUCUCUUCCCCUGUUUUUAUAUCUAUCUAUCUAUCUAUCUAUCUAUCAGUCUCUUCAUAUCUAUCUACCUAAGCCUAUUCAUAUCUAUCUAUAAAUCUGUUCAUAUCUAUCUACCUAAACCUAUUCAUAUCUAUCUAUUUGUUCAUACCUAUCUACCUAAACCUAUCCAUAUCUAUCUAUCUGUUCAUAUCUAUCUACCUAAACCUAUUCAUAUCUAUCUAUCUAUAAAUCUGUUCAUAUCUAUCUACCUAAGCCUAUUCAUAUCUAUCUAUCUAUCUAUCUAUAAAUCUCCUAUUCAUAUCUAUCUAUCUAUAAAUCUGUUCAUAUCUAUCUACCUAAACCUAUCCAUAUCUAUCUAUCUAUCUAUCUAUCUAUCUAUUCUCCCUCUCUUUCUUCAUCUCUCACUCCCCUCUCUUUCUUCAUCUCUCACUCCCCUCUCUUUCUUCAUCUCUCAGUCUCCCUCUUUUCUUCAUCUCUCACUCCCUCUCUUUUUUCAUCAUAUUUUUUUCUCUUUCUUCAUCUCUCAGUCUCCCUCUCUUUCUUCAUCUCUCACUCCCCUCUCUUUCUUCAUCUCUCACUCCCCUCUCUUUCUUCAUCUCUCAGUCUCCCUCUCUUUCUUCAUCUCUCACUCCCCUCUCUUUCUCUCAGUUAUAUUCUGUGACCCACGCUUUUUAACCUUUGAUGUAAUAAUUUUCUAUCUAUCUAUCUAUCUAUCUAUCUAUCUUUAG
Molecule: messenger RNA, 819 nt
Organism: Acanthosepion pharaonis
Lineage: Eukaryota; Metazoa; Mollusca; Cephalopoda; Sepiida; Sepiidae
Source: the annotation of a GenBank genome assembly